AUGAAAACAACGCCAACUUCAUCAUUGGAGCUAGCCCUCCAAGUUGUACCCCUAGACAUACACAUACAGCAGGAGGCUGCUUUGGCGGCCAUCAGGCUUAUGGUAUUGGAUUUAUGGGGUAAAAAUCAUUACAGCACACACACAGCGAUCCUAAACAGGGCAAUAGAAUACCAACCGCUAAUAGCCGCGCCAUGCGAUAGGAUCGUUAAUCAACACAUGCUAAACAAGAAAUAUCAUGUACAAAUGAGAGAAGAGGAAUGUGAUCAAUCGUCCGCGAAUGAGCUACGCAUAUACACUGAUGGCUCCAAAACAGGGCGCGGCUCCGGUGCCGGCAUAUUCUCUCAAGAUCUCAACAUCAAAACACACCUACCUCUAGGCACACACAGUUCGAUUUUUCAAUGCGAGUGUGUUGCCCUAACAGAAGCUGCCAGAGGCGUAAAGCGGUUAGGAGUUAAUAACUUUUGUAUUAAGCUCGUAUCCGAUAGCGCGUCUGUGCUGAUGGCGUUGGGGGGUAAAACGACAAACAGCAAACUGGUGCUGGAGUGUCACAAUGCACUGGAGGCAAUAGCCCUGACAAACAUAGUUACCCUACAGUGGAUUAAGGGACACAGUGGAUCUCUCGGCAAUGAUGCAGCCGAUGAGCUUGCGAGGAGAGGCUCGGAAAUGUUGCCCGCUGGCCCGUAUCCGCUCCUACCCUUGCCCUUCUCGCAAGUGCGUAAAUGGAUUCGCCAGAGAUCUAAAGAACUCCAGCACCAACGUUGGUCAUCAAGUGUGGACUGCAGGCAAUCCAAAAUGGUUCUGCCAGUGUCUAACACAAGAUUGACUAAGCAACUUUUAAAUCUAACCAGAAAUAACCUCAAAACAAUGAUAGGGACAAUUACGGGCCAUUGCCUCCUUAAUAAACACCUUAAUGUCCUAGGCGCAACAGACAGCCCCAUGUGCAGAGGCUGUUUCAACGCAGAGGAAACAGUCACCCACGUAGUCCUGGAAUGCAAGGCUGUGGCUAAACAACGUACAGAAAUCCUCGGAACAGUGAGGUCGCUCCGGGAAGCCUGCGAAGUACCCAGGAAGCUUCUGUGCUUCUGGAAGGAGUUAGGCUGGCUUAGUUAG
Pieris macdunnoughi is the source of this 1110-nucleotide messenger RNA. Lineage: Eukaryota; Metazoa; Arthropoda; Insecta; Lepidoptera; Pieridae. The record is from the annotation of a GenBank genome assembly.